CGCUGUCUGCAGCAUAGUAUUGUGAGUGUGUGUCAGGCGAUCACUGGAAGCCUGUCUCUCCGCCGGAGAUCACUGGUGGUGACUGCUAUAUAGCGGCCCCUGCGUGUGGUAGGAACUCUCCAGCGCGGCUGAGAAUAGUUUCCGGAGGUGACGGAUAUUGGUGACGGACACAGCUGCUGGCGGAAGUGUUCCCGUAGCUGGCGCUGAAAUUCGAUUUUCCCGGUUUCUGGACGGUGCUGUCAGUGAAAGACACCGGGACUCCGGCUUCCGGCACCGACGGAGCAGCAGCGGCCGGUGCCCAGGACUACCCGGGGCCGGUACAUCGCCCCGUGUAGCGGAAAGUUCCCCGGCCGGCCGGUGUCUAUGGAGCGGUUCAUACUGCUCAUCCACUGGCAGAGGAGGAGUGAGAGCGGCCGGGAGCAGCAGCAGCCUCUACCCCCAGGGUUGGUGGAUGCGCAGGAUAUUUAUACCCAGCUGAAGGAACACUGCAUCACACAUACUGACACGUUCCCAGCGUGUUCACUGACUGGAGAUCCCAGCGCGAGGAAAUGGUUCUUCGCUCUGCAAGUCACGUGCGGAUCUUUCCAGUUCUCCAGCUCUGACUGGGAAGAUCUGUGUCCAAUCACUGAUGAUGGGGACGAGCCUGCUCAGAGCACUAUAGAAGAAUGUAUAUCUGCUUUACACAGCUCCGAAGAGGAAGAUGACGACAGCCGGGACUCGGCGUCUCAGACUAGUUUGUUUGAAGAGUCCGCAGAAUUAAUCCACCAGCUGUCGGACAAGCUUCCCGCGCCAGGACGGGCGUUGGUGGAUGUCCUGAUACACUCUGCAGAUGCUCCCAAAUUGAAGGACUGUGUGCUUGCUGUGGGGGCGAUUAAGCACCUGAAAGAAUGGCACGCCGCAAAGGUCACCAUUGUCACAAAAGAAAGCAAAGGAUGGCAGAAUAUUUGCAAUUACCUGUCGGCGAGUGUAAUCUCUCCAGAGGGCCUCGGCUCUCUCAUAGACCCACAGGAGCUAUGGAGAGGAUCGUUAGAGAUAAGCGAGCAUAAGUUUAGUUCCGAGGUGGAAUUCCCAGACUUCUGCAUCCGCUCUGUCUGUGACGUCUCUUCCCAGGCGCAUCUCCUGAGACUGAGCAGUGUGCCCACACAUGCUGCCCGUAACUCCCAGAACUCAUUACUGCCAGAGGUGUUCCAUUACUACGGCUCAUCUCUGGAGUAUAUACAGAUGGUGGCGUUGUCCGAACUUCCCUCGUAUUUCAUAUCGAACUGUGUGUUUGAGCUAUGUUUAACGAAAAACUCUGUACAAGGGAAAUCCAAACUAAUGCUGGAGCAGCUGUGCUCGCUGAAUAACAAGGCAGGGGCUAUAUUUCUGCUAUCCUGUAAUGUCUGCAGCCUUCCUCUGCCGCCCGCGCCGCAGCGCAGUACCAGGAAAUGGAGAGAGUAUAUGUCCCGGAAACCAAAAGAAAUACAAGCGCCAGGCAUUGAGCUGAAAGGAGAAUUCUGCAGCUACUAUUUCCUGAUUCAAGGCAAAGGCCGGGGAGUGUGCAAGGCGACGAUGCUUCACUCCGCCAGCCAGAUCAAUGGGGCAGCGUCCCUCAUUUUACUGCACAGACGGCUGCGAGAGAAGCCUGAAGCCGAUGAGACAACUGUAAGCGCAGCGACCGGUCUCCCCCACUUCUGCGGCGAUCAGGUUAUGAAGCGAGAGAAGCGCGUAGCCCGUUCUGAGGCACUGGUCAUGAAAGAGUUUCUCCAAAGACUAGAAGCGGCUCAACAGCUCGCACCCGUCAACGUUGGCUCGUUAAAGACUUUGUUAAAGCUUACCCGCGAGAGUGUGUUUGGAAUGUGCGAGAGCAGCGUGACCAGCUCUGUCAUCCACCAGAACCGCGAGCCAAACACAACGGGGGCUUCCCGUACAGAACCCAGGGCGACUGGAUUAAAUUCGUCAGAAUGGCCGGAGCGAAACGUUCUUCAGAAUUUGGAAAACUUUGAAAAAAUAAAGCAGAGAAUUAGGGCAUCUAUACUCUCCAGCUCUGCAGAUCAGCUACUGGGCCGGAAGGAACCCCGGAAAGAAGGAAUGACUCUAGACGCUAAGGAGUUGCUGAAAUACUUCACUCCGCAAGGGGCAGCAAUUGGGGAGCUCCAACCUUUGCAAAUUCUAAGAGGAGACAACGCGUUUCUGUUAACUCCACAACUUACCCCACGGAAACUGAGAGGUCUACCUUUCCGAAAAGCCUCCGAGUGUCACUACCAUGGACUCGAGUACUGCCUCGAUAACCGGAAAGCGUUAGACCGUGAUGUCGGCUUCUCAGAGCUACAGUCCCGUCUCAUUCGCUAUGAGACGCAGACGACAUGCACCAGGGAGUGCUGUCCUCUCCCCUUUGCCCUGAGUCCUCUCCCGUCUCCCGCUUUCCUCUCCGAGCCAGGCAGCGUUCCGGACGGAGAAUCCCUGCAAGGAGCCGACCUGCUGCGGCUGAAACGGCGCUCCAGGGACCUGGACGGUCUCAUAGCCAGCAAGAGGAUGGCGAAAUCUGGAAGCUCGGAUUCCCUGGCGUCAUUCGCCAGCGAAAGCAGUGGUCCUCACCCGCCGCCAUCAAGAGUGACCCGCCCCCAUUCUGACAGAGCCCCACCAGUGGCGGCGUCUACCCGCCCGGUUUCCGGUACUCGGGUGGCAUCUCUGAGUAGCCAGCCUGCUCAGUCCAAUCAGAGCGUGAAACCAGAACAGGAGUCUAGAUCUCAGAAGCACAACCGGAUGCUGAAGGAGGUGGUCUGUAAAACUCUUCAGAAGCACGGCAUCCAGGAAGGCCACGCCUGCUACGCAGCCUGCAGCCAGCGGCUCUUUGACAUAUCCAAAUUCUUCUUAAAGGACUUGAAGACCUCACGAGGCCUGCACGAUGAGAUGAAGAAAGCUGCGAGUAAUAACGCUAAGCAGGUGAUACAAUGGGAACUGGACAAAAUGAAGAAGAAAUGAAAGAUGAAUAAUUAAAAAAUAUUAUGUGUAAACUAAGCGGAUUGUAAAUUGUGUGUUUGUUUUUUUUUAAUAUGUGUGUGCACCGUUUUGUAUUAUUUGCCUGCCCUUAAUAAACCGUUCAGCUACGA
Messenger RNA from Pseudophryne corroboree (corroboree frog), 3092 nucleotides. It is a transcript of the gene MTBP, whose product is annotated as MDM2 binding protein. Bases 364 to 2964 code for a protein of 866 amino acids. The transcript has 22 exons. Gene Ontology annotation, cellular component: kinetochore. NCBI's taxonomy places the organism in Eukaryota, Metazoa, Chordata, Amphibia, Anura, Myobatrachidae. Gene Ontology annotation, biological process: traversing start control point of mitotic cell cycle; protein localization to kinetochore; regulation of protein ubiquitination. The record is from RefSeq and is a predicted model, not a curated record.